Penicillium angulare is the source of this 897-nucleotide messenger RNA. RefSeq lists its product as uncharacterized. The record is from RefSeq and is a predicted model, not a curated record. The transcript is spliced from 4 exons. The coding region runs from base 1 to 897 and encodes 298 amino acids. NCBI's taxonomy places the organism in Eukaryota, Fungi, Ascomycota, Eurotiomycetes, Eurotiales, Aspergillaceae.
AUGGCUACUCUCGUGUCAAAACAGAUUGCUGUAAUUGUCAGCUUCGUGAUCUUGAAUUUACUGGCAAUAAUCGCCAUGGGAAUUCGGUUUUAUUCGAUCAGAGUUGUUCGCCGGCAGAUCAAACGGCAUGACAUCCUCUGCAUUGUGUCGCUGGUCAUGCUUUUUGCAUACAGUAUCGAUCUUCUUGUCGCCACGGUAGAUGGCGGAAUCGGUCUCCACGUUACUCAGGUGUCUCUCCCUACAAUGGAGGUUGGGUUAAAGACAUUCACCACCAAAGGUUUCCGCUGGUCUGCGUAUGCUGUGAUGGUCGCUGUUUGCCUUUUUUUCAUCGCCAGUAUCACUACGACAUUGCGACUGUGUCGGCCAAUUGCGUCGAAUUGGAACAAGAGCAUCCCAAGCCAAUGUGGAGAUGAAAUGACGGCGGAGCUAGCUGCGGCAGCAUUCAACAUGGCUCUCGAUGUGGGGAUUGUUUUUCUACCACUUCCAGUCAUCUGGGGCUUGCAGAUGGAUAUACAGAAAAAAGCUGCCGUAAUGGCAACUUUUGGCUUGAGCUUGGGGAUCGCUGCAAUCAAUCUUGCUCGCAUUAUUCAGGUCUUGCGAUGCAGUCUUGCUGACUUCACAUACUGCACUGCGAAUAGUGCAAUCUUAACUGUGGCUGAGAUGGCCGUCGGUAUUAUGGUGGCCUCUGUGCCGAUGUUUGGUGCUGUCGUUUUCCCAGAGCGCCGUCGUCGUUUUAACAAAGGCUAUCGGUACGAACCAAAAAGCCAUUCAACCUUGACGCGCCUGAAGAACAGCCGACAGCAAAGCGCGACCCAAGCUAGCAUUGACACAACACUAGAUCAGAUUCUAGAGGAUGGCCAGACAAUUCCUGUCACCGAAACCAAUCAAGUCUUAUGA